AUGGUAUUACAUGUCAUUUUAGUAUGUAUGUUUAAAGGGGGUUAUGUUGUUAUUGAGUUUUUCUUUUAACUAAAGAUAGAUUAUUAUAUAAAUUAUAUAAGAUAUAAAAUGAGUGAUAAGGAUAUUACGGAAAAAGAAAAUCUUUCAAACAAAUUUGUUUACUUAGAUAUUAAAAUAGGAAAUGAAAAAGCUGGCAGAGUAAUUAUCAAACUCUACAACAAUAUUGCACCAAAAACUGCAGAAAAUUUUCUAUGUUUAGUAACGGGUGAAAAAGGAAUUGGGAAGUUUGGAAAACCUCUACAUUAUAAAAAUACAAAUUUUCACAGAGCAUUCGAGAUCCACACAACUUUGAAAGAUUACGUAAAAAGUGGUCUGAGCAUGCUCGAAUGGCAAAUAGCAGCACAUCCCCCCAGUGUUCAUGUAAUUCAACAAAUAAAUGCAAAGGUCGAUUUGGCUUAGCAUGGGUAACAACACUACCCCAUGAUUGCUGUGAACCUGUAGAGUGGCAUUUUGAAAUAAUGGAUUCACCAUCAAAAGUGAAAAAAAAAUUCAAGGAAAUGGCUAAUUUUAUAAGUGACCAUGGACAUUGUCAACACCAAAAGUUUGCUGAAUCAAAAAAGAUUGCAAAUUUCAGUCAGAAUAAUUUUAACUGUAAGUGGAAGGAAGAGAAAGAAAAUAAAAACAGAUCGUUUAAUGCUGAUAAACUGAAGGAUGAAAAACAGGAAUGUUGUUCUACAACUACAAGUCACACACAAACUGACUCACACCAAAUUGAAGUAAAUGCUGAAUGCAACACCGAUAAUGAGAAUAAUUAUUCCAUAUUUCAAGUAAGAUUAAUCUUCCAUUACGAAUUUAAUUUUUUCAUUGACAACUAAUGGUAUUAGGGACUACAGAACUAUUUUCUAAGAGAAAUUCUAAGAGAAUGUCACGACCAAGUUCAAGAUCAAAAAGUAUUAAAAUACACGAGAAGCAAAAGUAUUAUGAGAAAAGUGUUUGAAAAUAAUGGUAAAAAAAAUCGGCAAAUUUUACAACGGGUUACAUUCAAUUUAAAUACAGGUUUACAAAAGAAUAGUUAUCCUGAAGAAUUGUCUCCAGAAAAUCAAACGACUGCAUUCCCAAUAUUGCAUGAGAAGCUUUCAUCUGAUAAAAAGCAAGAACAAUGUACAUUGAACAAAGAACAAGAGAGUAUUCCUGCAAAGAAUCAAAUUUUUACACACGAAUUUUCAAAACAGUUGUGUUUAUCAUCAAAGAAUUACCAACAAUCUGUUCAGAAACAGGUAAAUGGGCCUACCGAGAAAGACCAUCUGGAUCCUUAUCUAUCUUCUCAGAAGGAAAAAGAAUUUUGUGCUUGUCAUGCGGAAAAGACGCAAGAAUCGAAAGAACUAAAUAUUUCUUCAAAAACGCAAUUACCGAAGAAAAGAAGACAACCACUAAGCAUGGAAACGUUUACGCAAAACAAUAUGCAGAGUUUGCCAAAAAAUAACGAGCAUAUUUAC
Messenger RNA from Agrilus planipennis (emerald ash borer), 1496 nucleotides. Its product is annotated as peptidyl-prolyl cis-trans isomerase D, mitochondrial-like. Gene Ontology annotation, molecular function: peptidyl-prolyl cis-trans isomerase activity. Gene Ontology annotation, biological process: protein peptidyl-prolyl isomerization. Lineage: Eukaryota; Metazoa; Arthropoda; Insecta; Coleoptera; Buprestidae. The coding region runs from base 109 to 459 and encodes 116 amino acids. The record is from RefSeq and is a predicted model, not a curated record. The transcript is spliced from 3 exons.